Messenger RNA from Asparagus officinalis (garden asparagus), 654 nucleotides. RefSeq names its product LRR receptor-like serine/threonine-protein kinase FLS2. The transcript is spliced from 4 exons. Gene Ontology annotation, molecular function: protein kinase activity. The coding region runs from base 1 to 654 and encodes 217 amino acids. Gene Ontology annotation, biological process: protein phosphorylation. The record is from RefSeq and is a predicted model, not a curated record. Lineage: Eukaryota; Viridiplantae; Streptophyta; Magnoliopsida; Asparagales; Asparagaceae.
AUGAUCGACAUCAACAUAUUGCCAAUCAGCUUUAUCCUCCGAUGGAAGAAGUUGAUUACAUUAAAUGGUAUUGGGGGAUUACCAGACAUAGAUGCUAUGGACGAGGUCGAGGGGAUUGCAAAUAAGGGCUUAGCUACCGCCACAGGAGAUUCAGUACAUGUAUCGAUAUUGCAUCGGAUAGUGGCGAGAGGUCGUAGAGCUUUUCAACAAACUUAUGAGGAUCGGCAUGAAGGUCGUGAGCAGGUGGAUCUUGACGAUACUCUAUAUGUUAAGAAAGGGUUAAGUCUUCUUAAUCCCUCACUUAACCCUUUAUCAAACGAAUUUGCAUACAUGAGGAAUGUGACCACAAAGGUUGACGUCUUCAGCUUCGGUAUAGUUAUGAUGGAGCUUUUCACCAGAAUAAGGCUAACUGGGACUAUUGAACAUGAUGGAGAGCAUAUCUCAUUGCAAGAGUUUGUGGAGAAAUCCUUUCAAGGUGGAGUAGAUGUUGUGCUUAGCAUUGUGGACGAUGCAAUGGACAUUCCGACUGCAACACAGGGAGGCAAGGUUGCUAAAGUCCUAGAGUUAGCCUUAUCAUGUACCCGAUUCAAUGCAGAGGAGCGGCCAAUCAUGAAGGAAGUUUUAUCUAUCUUACUGAAGCUUAGUCAUGUAUAG